This is a messenger RNA of Spinacia oleracea (spinach), 2270 nucleotides long. RefSeq names its product golgin candidate 2. Gene Ontology annotation, cellular component: Golgi membrane; Golgi cisterna. Lineage: Eukaryota; Viridiplantae; Streptophyta; Magnoliopsida; Caryophyllales; Amaranthaceae. The coding region runs from base 105 to 2120 and encodes 671 amino acids. The transcript has 10 exons. The record is from RefSeq and is a predicted model, not a curated record. Gene Ontology annotation, biological process: Golgi organization; retrograde transport, vesicle recycling within Golgi.
UUUUGUAUAUCCCUUACCUAAACAUGAAUACAUGAUCAUUUCUCCCAAAAUUCAAUUUAAAAUUUUUAACAAUUCGGUGUCUGCGUGUGAGGUUUUUCGGAAGCAUGGCUAAUUGGAUCUCUUCCAAGCUCAAAGUUGCCGAAAGUCUCCUUCAACAGAUUGACCAACAAGCUGCUGAAUCACUCCGCAAGGGUGAGAGUAAACAAACUGAUGAUUUGGAUGCAAUCGCCUCUGAGAAAUCUAGUGGUACUGUUCCCUUGAGGGAUCAGUUGAAGAAGAAAACAUCGAAUGGUAAUGAAAAUUUGGGAAAUUUAAGCAGUGAUUCUUUUAAUCAUGGUGAAAUUAAAUCGAGUAGUGAUGAAAUUAGUAGGAUUGGCAAGCUAAAAUUGGGGAACGAUGUUGUGAAAAAACCCAACUCAAAUCUGAAAUCCACUCUUAAUGAUAGUGAUUGGACUGAGCUUCUUAAUACCCCGAAACAGCCAUUUUCUACUAAGACACACCGCUCGAAUGGAGCUCGGAAAGAUGUGGGGAAGGCUGGAAUCACUGGGUUGAAGGUUAAGGGUAAUGGUAAAGUAGUGGGGAAAACAGUGAGGAAAGAAGGAGAUGGGAAUGCCGAGAAAGGGAAUGGAGUUGUUGGAGGUGAGGGAGGGGGGUCGAGCUUGGGAUCUUCCAGGAAGAUUGCUGAUGCAACGGAAGCGAGAGUGAGUUUAGAAAAAGUGGAAGGCAGUAAUGAGGUAGAUUAUGGAAGAGAUAUGAUGGGGGAUGGGUCAUUAGAAUAUGAUAAGUCCAUAGUUAAGGCUGAUUCCCCAUUUCUUGGAAAAAGUGAUGCUGUCUCUGUUGUGGUGUCUGACGAAGGGAAAAGAGCUGUUUCUGUUGAUGAAAAAAUUGGUAGAGCAACUUUGGGAAUGAAUUAUCGCGAAAAAGAUAUUGCAAAUGUUGUUUUAGGAGGUAUGAAGAGUGCCUCUCACUCCGGUAGCGAUCAUGAGUCAGAUUCAGAUUCAAGUUCGAAUUCUGACUCAGGGGCUGAACAAGAGCGGGAGGAAAGGAUGCAGAGACGAAGACAAGUUUUGGCUGCUAAAGCUGCUGCAAAAGCUUUGGAGGCCAUUAAAGAACAUGAGAAUGUUGUGGCUCGAUUGGAGGGAGAGAAGCAAAGCCUCCAGAAGAUACUAGAGGAGCAGGCAAAUCAAGCAGCUCAAGAGGCCUCAGAACUUCAGGCAACAAUGAUGGAAAUGAUGGAAGCUACCGAAGUGGAGAAGCAGAAGCACAGUCAUACCAGGAUGGAAGUCCUUGCACAACUGGCCAAAUCAGAGACUGCAAAUGCCAAUCUUGCUAAAUCUCUUGGCACUGCACAAUGGAAUCUGGAAAUAGAGGUAAAUCGCCUAGCAGAAUACCGGCACCAAGUUGAGGUAAAGGAAGUUGCCCUUGAAGAGUUGAAGAGGAAGAUUUAUAGUGUUCAUCAAACCAGGGCCACUUUGACCAGCUUGAUGGCUUCAAAGGGCUUUGGGUUGCAGAAAGAGAUGCUGGAAGCUGAAUGUGCUUUUGCUACAGACAAAACUGCUAGACUGCAAGAGAAGGUGAGGAAGCUGGAAGCAGACAUUGACAUGACAUCAAAGGAAAUGGAAAAUUCAACUGAAGUAGAAGUCCAGCUUCGGCGGAGGCUUUGUCAGAUGACAGAUCAUUUGAUUCAGAAACAAGCCCAGGUUGAAUCACUUUCAUCGAACAAGGCAACUCUUCUUUUUAGAACCGAGGCAGUUUCAAGGUUACUCGAGGAAAAUAAGUCUCUAAACAGUGGGAGUGAUAUUUCGGGCAAUUUAAGGGAAGACGUAGAGGCAGGAACAUGGGAAUCAACUGGUUCUAAGCUUCGGCCAAUGUUAGAAAAUAAAAUCCAGUCGGGGAGGCAGCACCUAGGCUCAAUGCUUAGACAAUUGGAUGCAAUCUUUUCAGCUGGUGCAGUAUUUUUAGCAAGGAAUCCAGCAGCAAAGCUCUGGUCCUUGGUGUAUCUUGUAUCCCUACAUUUAUGGGUUUUGUAUAUUCUUUUCUCUCAUUCUCAGUCAACUGAAGAUUCCACAUCCAGUUCUGUAGUAUCCUUGGAGAAUAUUAACGGCAGCACUGGUGUCUAAGACGUACAUGUGUGCUUAUGUUUAUCGAUCAUAUUUUUUGUUGAUUGAUUAAUGAGCUCGUGUAUAUUGUUAAUGGUAACAACAUCUCUAACAACUUGGCAGAUGCUCUUUGAUAAAUCAUUUUUGUUUAAUGUGAUUAUGUUUAGGUAA